UCCUGGAGAGGGACCCUUUGAAACGCAUCUCCUUCGAGCGCUUCUUUGCCCACCCUUUCGUGGAUAUGGAGCACAUCCCUGGCCCCGAGAGCCUCUGCAGGGCGGUGAGCAGGGUGCUGGGGGUGCAGAUCCCUGGGGACGCUCGCCGGAAAGAAGCCAUCCGUGCCAAGGUGGGACAGUACAUCUCCCGAGCGGAGGAGCUGAAGGCAUUGGUCACCUCCAGCAGCAAGAACCUCCUGCAGCAAGGGAACCCGGCCAGAGCGCUCCUUAAAGAGAUGGCCAAGGACAAGCCUCGGCUCUGCGCUGCACUGGAAGUGGCUUCUGCUGCCAUCGCUAAGGAAGAGGAAGGCAAAGACGACGGUGACACCCUGGAGCUCUACCAGCAGAGCCUGGGAGAGCUGCUGCUCCUCCUGGCCGCGGAGCCUGCGGGGAGGCGACGGGAGCUGCUCCAUGCAGAGAUCCAGACCCUGAUGGCCCGAGCUGAAUACCUGAAAGAUCAGCUGAAGAUGCGGGAGGCACAGUCCCUGGGCAAGGAGGCGCUGGCGGAGCCUGUCCGGAGCAGGCUGGCAAGGCGCUGCCCAAAUGUCACUGGGCAGGCUGGAGGGAAGGAGGCACGAAGCGAGCAGUCCCCGCGCCGGCAGUGGCCUCUGUCGCUCGGCAUGGCUCCGGACGCCUUCUCCCAUCGGUGUCACGGCAAAGCCUGGGGGGGACGCGUGCUGAAGCCGUCCUGCCUCUUCCUGCCAUCCAGCCCUUGCAAGGGGUUCUUCCGACCUGGAACCACCUGA
Eurypyga helias (sunbittern) is the source of this 785-nucleotide messenger RNA. It is a transcript of the gene ULK3, whose product is annotated as unc-51 like kinase 3. The transcript has 9 exons. The annotation marks the transcript as partial. NCBI's taxonomy places the organism in Eukaryota, Metazoa, Chordata, Aves, Eurypygiformes, Eurypygidae. The record is from RefSeq and is a predicted model, not a curated record.